CCCUACUGGUCGCCGGAGCGAAGCCGAGUGCCGGUGCCCCGCGCUGCCACGCCCCAUCCCUCCCCAGGCCUGCCGACACCCAACCUGAAGCCCUCCGUACAGCACCGGCGUACGAUCCCGUCCCGCCUCUUCGGGUGCUCUUCAGUCGUCAGGCAGCUAGCUCAGUGCGACAGAGGCACCCACAUCCGGCAAGCACGGGCGGCGUACGCAGCACUCCACGGGGAGUCGGCGAAGGCAGCAGCAUCGAAGGUGUACGAUUACGUGAGGUACGAUCUGAAAGAGAUCGCCUUCCCGUCUUCUCUGCCACACCCUCCGGGCACCAAGAGGCGCCCUAAGCUAACACUGAAAGAAAAAUGGUGUUUCCUCAAGGAGGCAACUAGGCUCUAUGGGGCUUCCUGGGUUAGGGACAUCGGUCCCGAGCUCAGGCCCAACGACUACAAGAAGGCCGAAGAGGAAUCAUACCCCAGCAACAGUGAGGAGGGGAAAACUAAAAGUGAGCCUACUGUGCUUGAGGAUCUCGCGGUGGCAGCGAGGGGUGGGGGCGAGACUUUGAAGCCAGCGCUGCGGCGCAUAUACAUGACACGCGCCUCAACCUACACAAGUGCAGUGAAGAACUAUGUGGAGACCUAUCAGGAAGGGCUGAAGGAUUUGUUGGACGAGAAGGCUGCUGGGAAGGGUCACCAGCCAGGCAAUGAGCCAAGGAGAUCAUUGAUGUCGCCUCCACCCCCGCAAUCAUCGUCAUGAACUUGUUUCAGUUUUCUGGGGAAAUGUUAUCAUUAGGACUCGCAGUUUAACGUUCAUAUGUACUCUUGUCAGAGUGGACAGCUCUGUAGUCGGGUGGAACAGAUAGUGAUGCUUAUCACAUAUCCUAAAAACAAUCUUUUAUGCUUAGGUCUGUUCUUGCUUGUUUCAGUUGAUGCUCAGACAAACAAAACGUGAUGCUUAGACAAACAAAAAGAAAACAUAGUA
This is a messenger RNA of Triticum urartu, 969 nucleotides long. The record is from RefSeq and is a predicted model, not a curated record. Lineage: Eukaryota; Viridiplantae; Streptophyta; Magnoliopsida; Poales; Poaceae.